UGGGCGCGCCGCGGAGUUGCGCCCGCGCCCGGGCCCCGGACCCCGCGCCCCGCGAACUCGGGCGGCGGCUGAGGCGACGGCUGCGGCGGCCCGAGCAGCAUGCCGAGGAGGAAGCAGCAGGCCCCCCGGCGCUCGGCAGCUUAUGUUCCUGAGGAAGAACUGAAGGCAGCAGAAAUAGAUGAAGAGAACGUGGAGGAGGUUGGGCUGUCCCUGGACAUCCCGGAAAGCGACUACGUGUGCAAUGAGGACACGGACAUCAAGGAAGCUCAGAGCUACCAGAACUCCCCCGUCAGCACCGCGACGAACCAGGACGCUGGCUACGGGUCGCCCUUCAGUGAGAACAGCGACCAGCUAGUCCAUUUCCAAAGCUCUUCCUCCAGAGAAGAGAAGGAGGAUCCACAGGGCCCAGACAGCGUCUCCUACCCCCAGGACAGCUUGGCACAAAUCAAGGCUGUGUAUGCCAACUUGUUCUCUGAGUCCUGCUGGUCCAGCUUAGCUUUGGAUUUGAAGAAGUCGGGUUCGACCACCAGCAGCAGCGAUGUGGGCCAGAAGGAGAGCUCCACCCCCGCCCCCACGCCCCCCGCCAGCACGGCGGGCACCACGGGCACCACGGCCAGCACCCCCAGCUCCGGUUCGGGCUCCGGCUCCGGCACCAGCGGCGGCGGCGGCUCUGGGUACGACUGGCAUCAGGCCGCGCUGGCCAAGACGCUGCAGCAGACGUCCUCGUACGGGCUGCUCCCCGAGCCCAGCCUCUUCAGCACCGUGCAGCUCUAUAGGCAGAACAACAAACUGUACGGCUCGGUGUUCACGGGCGCCAGCAAGUUCCGCUGCAAGGACUGCAGCGCCGCGUACGACACCCUGGUGGAGCUGACCGUGCACAUGAACGAGACGGGGCACUACCGUGACGACAACAGGGACAAAGACUCCGAGAAGACCAAGCGGUGGUCCAAGCCCAGGAAGCGCUCGCUGAUGGAGAUGGAAGGCAAGGAGGACGCCCAGAAGGUGCUCAAGUGCAUGUACUGCGGCCACUCCUUCGAGUCGCUGCAGGACCUGAGCGUCCACAUGAUCAAGACAAAGCAUUACCAGAAAGUGCCUCUGAAGGAGCCAGUGCCAGCCAUCACCAAGCUGGUCCCUUCCACGAAGAAGCGCGCCCUGCAGGACCUGGCGUCGCCGUGUUCCCCCGAGCCGGCGGGCCUCGCCGCCGACGCCGCGCUCAGCGAGUCGGCCAAGGACCAGAAGGCCGCCAACCCGUACGUGACGCCCAACAACCGCUACGGCUACCAGAACGGAGCCAGCUACACCUGGCAGUUCGAGGCCCGCAAGGCGCAGAUCCUCAAGUGCAUGGAGUGCGGGAGCUCCCACGACACGCUGCAGCAGCUCACCGCCCACAUGAUGGUCACCGGCCACUUCCUCAAGGUCACCAGCUCCGCCUCCAAGAAGGGGAAGCAGCUGGUGCUGGACCCCGUGGUGGAAGAGAAGAUCCAGUCCAUACCUUUGCCCCCCACCACGCACACGCGGCUGCCGGCCUCCCACAUCAAGAAGCAGCCCGACUCUCCCGCGGGCGCCACGCCCUCCGAGGACAAGAAGGAGCCAGAGAAGGACAAGGCGCCGGCGGCUGGCGAGGCAGAGAAGAAGGUCAAGGAGGAGAGCGAGGAGGCCCCCGAGAGGUUCGAGCCCACCGCCCUGUAUCAGUACCUCCGCGAGGAGGACCUGGACGACAGCCCCAAGGGCGGGGUGGACAUCCUGAAGUCCCUGGAGAACACGGUCUCCACGGCCAUCAGCAAAGCCCAGAACGGCGCGCCCUCGUGGGGCGGCUACCCCAGCAUCCACGCAGCCUACCAGCUGCCUGGCGCCGUGAAGCCGCUGCCUGCGGUGCAGAGCGUGCAGAUGCAGCCGUCCUACGCGGGGGGCGUGAAGUCACUGGCCUCGGAGCACAGCGCCCUGCUGCACUCCCCGGGGAGCCUCACGCCGCCGCCGCACAAGAGCAACGUGUCGGCCAUGGAGGAGCUGGUGGAGAAAGUCACCGGCAAGGUCAGCGUGAAGAAGGAGGAGCGGCCCGCCGAGAGGGAGAAGGGCUCCCCGGCCAAGGCUGUGUCCCCCGUGGCCAAAGAGAAUAAAGACUUCCCUCGCGCGGAGGACGGCGGCGGCGGCGGCGGCGGCGGCAAGGCGCAGCAGAAGAAGGGCCCCGAGGCGGAGGCGGGGAAGGCCAAAAAGGAGGGUGUGCUGGACGCGCACACCCCAAACGGCACCGAGCCUCUGAAAGCCAAAGUCACCAAUGGCUGUAAUAACCUGGGCAUCAUCACGGACCACUCGCCGGAGCCCUCCUUCAUCAACCCGCUGAGCGCGCUGCAGUCCAUCAUGAACACCCACCUGGGCAAAGUGUCCAAGCCUGUGAGCCCGUCGCUGGACCCUCUGGCCAUGCUGUACAAAAUCAGCAACAGCAUGCUGGACAAGCCGGUCUACCCUGCCACCCCCAUCAAGCAGGCGGACGCCAUCGACCGCUAUUACUAUGACAACAGCGACCAGCCCAUCGACCUGACCAAGUCCAAAAGCAAGCCCCUGGUUUCCAGCGCGGUCGACCCCGUGGCGUCGCCUCUCCGCGAGAGCGCCCUCAUGGACAUCUCCGACAUGGUGAAGAACCUCACGGGCCGGCUCACCCCCAAGUCCUCCACGCCCUCCACUGUGUCGGAGAAGUCCGACGCCGACGGCAGCAGCUUCGAGGAAGCGCUGGACGAGCUGUCGCCUGUGCACAAGAGGAAGGGGCGACAGUCCAACUGGAACCCGCAGCACCUGCUCAUCCUGCAGGCCCAGUUUGCCUCGAGCCUGCGGGAGACGCCGGAGGGUAAGUACAUCAUGUCGGACCUGGGCCCUCAGGAGCGCGUGCACAUCUCCAAGUUUACGGGGCUGUCCAUGACCACCAUCAGCCACUGGCUGGCCAACGUGAAGUAUCAGCUGAGGAGGACAGGGGGUACCAAGUUCCUGAAGAACCUGGACACAGGGCAUCCUGUUUUCUUUUGCAACGAUUGUGCCUCUCAGUUCAGAACUGCUUCUACGUACAUAAAUCAUCUAGAGACACACUUAGGCUUCAGCUUGAAGGAUCUCUCCAAGCUGCCACUAAAUCAGAUUCAAGAACAGCAGAAUGUUUCAAAAGUCCUGGCAAACAAAGCUUUGGGCCCGAUAGGGGCUGCCGAGGACGAUGUGGCCUCCACAUUCCAAUGCAAGCUUUGCAACCGGACUUUUGCGAGCAAGCACGCAGUCAAACUGCACCUUAGUAAGACCCACGGCAAGUCCCCGGAGGACCACCUGAUCUAUGUGACGGAGCUGGAGAAACAAUAGCGCCCAGGUAUGCGAGGGACCGCGGCACAUUGCACUACACGUUGUCUUUGUACUGCACUAGGCCUGGCUGAGCCUCCGAAAUCAGCCUUCCCUUUUGUUGCCGAGCUGGCUGUCUGGACCUUGGUUUUUCUUACACAUAUUUUGUAGUUAUAUUUAUAUGCUCUUUGUCCGAUUGUGCAUGUUAUUUUUCUUUUUCCGUGAGUCAAAGUCUGACCUUUAUUUUCAACAUCUGUUCUUGAUGUUAAGCUAUCUUUUGUAGGAAAUAGUGGGGCACACUACUCAGAGACAUUUAUUUAGCAGAAAAGAAAGACACAAAUAACAAUGAUAAAAAGACAUCCUAAAAUUACAAAGUUGCCAUGACAAUAAAGGUCAUAGAACCUAGUAGUGUCAAAUUUAACCCUUUGAGGACUGCAAUUGCAUUUCUGUGCCUUUCACUCAAAAAAAAAAAAAGAAAAAAGGCUUAAAGGCAUUUCAUUCAGAUCAAAAGCUGUGUCAGACACAAAACUUAUUUAAUAAUUAAAAAAUGAGCUUUUUAUAUGCAGAACUGGUUUGUGAAGGAAACAUGCAUGCAGCUGUUGGAAGAUAGAAAGUUGUCUAGGACUCGUGGGGUUAGGAAGCCACAGUUUUACACAUUGAAGACAAAAAAAAAAAAAAAAACCACAAAACAAAAAAACCCACCAAUACCACCACCACCACCACCACCACCACCACCACCACCACCACCACCACCACCACCACCACCAAACACCCCAGUUGCCACUAUGCCCAGACCCUCUGGAUGCUGAAAAAAAUGCCACUUUCGGCAAAAAGUAUGCAAGCUAUUAUUUAAAAAUGUGUACAAAUGCUAUUUCUUUUUUCCUGUAAAAUACUGCGGUUUAUAGUUAUUUACAAAUGUAAGCUUUGGUAUAAGCUGACCUUUCUAUAGCUGCAUUGGUAAAUGAAAAAAACAUGGGGCAAACGGAGUCCUUUCCUUGUAAAUUGCCAGCAUCAGCUUAAACCCCCUAUAUGUUACAUAUCGUACCAUUUUAAUCUAUUCAACUUUCUUUGUACCUUCUGGCUGUAUGCUUUCUCUUUUAACUUUUUAUAUUGUCAUUUUAUAUUAAAUUUCUGUGUAUAUAAUGUAAAACCACAAUUUUUGAAUAAAAUUUAGUUCCUGCAGCUUGAUUUAAAUAGAAAAAUUUUACUGGCACCUGCAUCUUUCCAGAUGCAUGUAUAUCAGACAAAAAUAAAUAAAUGAAAACAAAGCAAGCAAUGCACUAUUAAUUAUACAUUUUGAUGUUCUAUCAUUAAUAUUAUACAGUACAUUUUGGUUCACACAAUUAAAUCCACUGUUUUCUCAAAUGUAAAAUAAACCCACAAGCAGUUCUUGAUUUA
Molecule: messenger RNA, 4710 nt
Organism: Zalophus californianus (California sea lion)
Lineage: Eukaryota; Metazoa; Chordata; Mammalia; Carnivora; Otariidae
Gene: TSHZ1
Product: teashirt zinc finger homeobox 1
Exons: 2
Coding region: 100-3336 (1078 amino acids)
Biological process (GO): regulation of transcription by RNA polymerase II
Cellular component (GO): nucleus
Molecular function (GO): DNA binding; DNA-binding transcription factor activity, RNA polymerase II-specific
Source: RefSeq, a predicted model, not a curated record